This is a messenger RNA of Seminavis robusta, 1039 nucleotides long. The record is from the annotation of a GenBank genome assembly. NCBI's taxonomy places the organism in Eukaryota, Bacillariophyta, Bacillariophyceae, Naviculales, Naviculaceae.
AUGGAUGCGAACGACCCACAAGGACCAAUGCCAAAAUACCAAACCACGAAGCCACAAAACGCAAGAAGACUCGAGUCAACACUAAUAAAGAACAUCAGCUAGCUAGCUAGCUACAAUAACAAGUAAAUCAUGUUUGGCAUCCCAAGUUCGAGUGAACUCAAGUCCGAUUCCUUCUUGAUGGGAUGGAAUGUCGCGGCCGCUGCGACGGUGCUGUUGCCUCUGCUCAUCAUGACGGUGGCACGGUCCACUCAUGUCGGCGAAGGCGGUGGCGACAAUGACAACAACAACAAUAACAACAACAAUAAUAAUGCCAAUGGCAAUUGGUGGGGCGGCAAUAACGAACAAGGCAGUGGCGAUCAGACGCCCUGGUGGUGGUUUGGCGGCAACGGUGCCAGCGGCGACGAAGAAGAACCACAGGGUCGAGGUAGUGUGAUAUUUGUCUACGUGUAUGCCACGGCACUUUUCCUGGCCAUGAUUCUUCAUGGCAAUUUUGUCCUGGGACGCAACGCCGACUUCGGAGCUCUACAAGGUGCCUUGUUUGUCUUUACCCAUUUGGCCUUUUUGACGCUCAUUCUCGUCGCGGGAUUGGGGGCGAUUCAAACCGAAGAAGGACGAGAGCUAGAAGAACAUGGAUGGUACGGGCAGUUCAGUGUCUGUGUCUUUUUGACAACCUUCUUUUGGACCCUACACGGAAUCGUCUUUGGAUGCCUACUGCGACAACGAAAGGCGGCCAGAGCUGCUGCCGGAAUUAAUAGCGAAAGCAGCAACAACAAGAACAAUCAAAGUGGAUUCCUCGACUGGAUCAGCCCUUAGGCAGCUACAGUGUGCUGACCAUGUUCCGUAGAAGACAUCAGGACAAUUUUUGCAGAAGGUGUGCAGUGCUAUGGAGUGAUUCGUGUCCGGAUACAGGAGUACUGCGAGCCCGCGCCAUGCAUGGAUAGUUGGACUUUCCAGGUGGGAGGCGAAUGCUGCAGUAGUAAUAAUGGCAUGUCUACCGGUAUAGUAUCACUUUUUAGUCACUAGAUAGAAACAGUCAGGC